CCUGAGAGUGUGGUCGAGGCUGUUCAAUCGAGGCAUUCAAGAGGGCAUGAGACCGUGACCUGGAAAGGAAGCGUGUGCCGGGUAAUGGGGCGAAGACGGGAGGAUGGCACUUGCAAGCCCAAGACAAAAAGGGGAAAGAAGUGCCUUGAGAAGAGAGACCCCAAGGUCAUUGAGAAUACUAAGAAUGCCAUGCUCAUCAAGGGAGGCAACACCAGUGAAACUGUGACUCAAGCUCUAAGAGAUAUUUAUUCCCUAAAGAAACCAAAUGCAGUUCUCUAUAAGAAGAAAAAUAUUACACGGCCCUUUGAAGAUCAGACAUCAGUGGAAUUUUUUUCGAAGAGGUCUGAUUGUUCUUUGUUCAUCUUUGGUUCUCACAAUAAGAAGCGACCGCACAAUUUGAUAAUAGGCCGCAUGUUUGAUUACCAUAUUCUGGAUAUGAUCGAGCUAGGAAUUGAAAAGUUUAAUGGUUUGAGAGAUUUUAAGAACAGUAAAUCUGCAGAGGGAUCCAAGCCGAUGUUGAUUUUUGCCGGAGAUUCCUUUGAAAUAGAUAGUGAUCUUAAAAGAUUGAAAAAUCUCCUUAUUGAUUUCUUCCGAGGACCCACAGUGCCAAACAUUCGCUUAGGUGGCUUGGAAAUUGUUCUGCAUUUCACGGCUUUGGGUGGAAAGAUCUUCAUGCGAAGCUAUAAGGUCCUCUUGAAGAAAUCUGGCUGCAGAACCCCCAGAAUAGAGCUGGAAGAAAUGGGACCAUCCUUUAAUUUUGUACUAAGGAGAACACAUUUGGCAUCUGACGACCUCUACAAAAAGUCUCUUAAACAGCCCAAGGCCCUUAAGGCGAGGAAGAAGAAGAAUAUUUCCCAAGAUGUGUUUGGAACAACAUAUGGCCGAAUCCACAUGGAGAAGCAAGACCUUGGCAAACUACAGACAAGAAAAAUGAAAGGACUGAAGAAGAGGAAAGGAGAGAAGGAGGUCGUACCUGAUGAGGCAGAGAACAGCCCCAAGAAGGCAAAAGUUCAUUAACAGGACUGCUGGUAAAAGUGAGGAAUCUGGGAUUCGCCACCUCUACCUUCAAGUGAUUGAAAACAACUGAACUUCCAACAUCAGCAAGCACAAACCAAACAAAUGGUCAAAUGUAAUCCUGCUGACUUCUUAUACCUGUCAGUGUUGAUGUAAAUGGCUAUUUUUUAUUGCUGUACAAUAGACUGAUGUUUUCAACAUUUCUGAGAGAAUUAACAUACGUACGUAUGAAUUAGGAGCAGGAGGAGGCCAUUUGACCCCUCAGGCCUGCUCCAUCAUUUAAUAAGAUCAUGAUUGAUCUGAUUGUGUCCUCCUGCCUACAUCCAAUAACCUUUCACCCCCUUGUUUAUCAAGAAUCUAUCUACCUCUGCGUCAAAAAUAUUCACUCUGCUUCCACUGCCUUUUGAGGAAGAGAGUUCCAAAGACUCGCUACCCUUUGAGAGAAAGAAUUUAUCCUCAACUCUGUCUUAAUGGGCGACCUCUUAUUUUUUACACAGUGACUGCUGGUUCUGGAUUAUCAGGCUUCCAUAGGGUGACCUUUCCCAUAUGAUUUGGAAGCUGUGCUGUUUGACAACUCUGCCUUUGUAGAGUUGUUUAACCCAAGGAGGUUAGCAAUUAAUUUCAUUGGAUUAAAUGUAGUUUCAAACUACAUUGAUGCUUGCUUUGCGGUGGUAAAUACUAAAUUGCUUUUAAGUAGUGGUGAGAAGUAAACAUUUAGCAAAAUAAAAAUCAGUUCAAUUUGGAACAAAUGUAAAGUUCUCAACAGCAUAAUCACCUUUAAAAAUGAUUGCUUCUGAAGCAAUAAAAUUAUUCUUUGGAUUUUGGAAAACAAAAUGCUAGUUAUUAGCAAACUCACUUGGCAGUUUCAUCGCUUUCCGUAGCACUUGAUCUAUUGGUGUCCUCAGGUUAGGAACUCGGGUCAUUGUGACUUUUGCACCUGGUUUAGUCAUCAAAAUUCCAGUACUCUCUCACUUCCAAUUUCCAGCAUCUGCAGUAUUUUACUUUACGUUCAAAGGAAACCUGUCUGGCUUCAAGCAGCCCGCCACCUUCUGAACUCUGAAACUAAAUGAGGAUUCAUGCGUUCAGUCAAAAUGAGAAAAUAAAGUUAGAGAUAGCAGGAUAUGAAACAAAGUAAUGGAUAUUGUGGCCAAGGUCAAUUUGUAUUCUGCAUAACAUUAAAUAUAAUUUUAUUUUGCCAUAGAACUUAUCAUGCAGUUGCACAUUCUUUACCUUGUUCAAAUAUCAGUGGUAGAUUCCUAAUUAUCAGAAGCCACACAAAACACCUGCAGAGCAAAUACAUUGGGUUCCAUGAAUGAGGAAAACUUUGAUUUUUCUGUUCUACCCUAUUUUUCGGUUAUGAAGUGCAAGAUUUUGACAGUUUUGUAUGAGAUGUAUUUUGUAUUGGUUUAAAGUUAAUGCCUCUUUUUUCCCUCCCUGUCAACUUGAAUUGCUGAAAUUUGGCAUUUAUGGUCUUACAGUGGCAGCUGUGUGACAAUUCAUUUUGAUUAUGUUUAUUAAUCCAUUUUGUAUUUUGUUGAGGCACAUCUCCCAAAAGGGCCACAUACAACUGUUGUCAGCCUAUCUUGUGGAAAUUUGUUUUGAAUAUUGUGCAAGUAAAGUUUCAUUUUAAAACA
Carcharodon carcharias (great white shark) is the source of this 2648-nucleotide messenger RNA. RefSeq names its product ribosome production factor 2 homolog (gene rpf2). Gene Ontology annotation, biological process: maturation of LSU-rRNA from tricistronic rRNA transcript (SSU-rRNA, 5.8S rRNA, LSU-rRNA); ribosomal large subunit assembly. Gene Ontology annotation, cellular component: nucleolus. The transcript has 10 exons. The record is from RefSeq and is a predicted model, not a curated record. NCBI's taxonomy places the organism in Eukaryota, Metazoa, Chordata, Chondrichthyes, Lamniformes, Lamnidae. The coding region runs from base 85 to 1017 and encodes 310 amino acids. Gene Ontology annotation, molecular function: rRNA binding.